AUUGUGUAUUAAAAACGAUUGUUUAAUAAAGCGUGCCUAGUGGUGUGAAGUUUCCAUAGUAUGUUAAAUCCGAAAGAACAGAAUACGAUGUGUGAAUCAAGAGUCAACGAAGUUAGCACCAUUGUGAGGAAUAUCAAAUACGACCGGCACGUGUACGACUCCGAAAACGUAAUCGAGAAGGAAAACCCUUACUAUAGCAAAAAGUACGAAGAGGCCUACAAGAAGUCCAUCACCAACCCCGAGGAGUUCUGGCCCGAGGUGGGCAAGCUGGUCACAUGGACCAAGCCCUGGGACAAGGUGAUGGACCACUCCCAUCCCCCGUUCACCAAAUGGUUCGCAGGGGGCGAACUCAACGCCUGCUACAACGCCGUGGACCGGCACGUGGAGGCGGGCCGGGGCUCCAAGGUGGCCCUCAUCCACGACAGCCCCCUGACCAAAACCGUGCGGAAAAUCACCUACGCCGAGCUGCUCGACCAAGUCUCGCAUCUGGCGGGCGCGCUGGCCAAGCUGGGGGUGUCCAAGGGGGACCGCGUGCUCAUUUACAUGCCGCUCAUCCCCGAAGCGGUCAUCGCGAUGCUGGCGACGGCACGGCUCGGGGGAGUGCACUCGGUGGUUUUCGGAGGUUUUGCGGCGAGAGAGCUUUGCGCUCGGAUUGUGCACGCGGAGCCCAAAGUGAUAAUCGCUGCGAGUUGUGGGAUAGAACCGCAUAAAAUCGUACGAUAUAAGGAUAUCCUGAACGAUGCAAUUGAGUGGUCGUCCCACAAGCCCAACAAGUGUAUUAUCUUCCAAAGACGGAACGUGGAGUGUGCCCCCAUAGACGUCGAAAUGGAUAUUCUGUGGGAGGAUGCGCUGAAAAUGGCCGGACCUCACGAGUGCAUCCCGGUUGAGGCCAACGAUCCGCUCUAUAUUCUCUAUACGUCUGGAACCACAGACCAGCCGAAGGGCAUCCAGAGGCCGGUCGGCGGCCACAUCGCAACCCUCACUUGGAGUAUGAGCGUGAUCUACGGAAUGGGCCCGAACGACGUUUGGUGGGCGGCCAGCGAUCUGGGCUGGGUUGUUGGUCAUUCGUACAUUUGUUACGCGCCGCUUUUGUAUGGAAUAACAAGCGUAAUGUACGAGGGAAAACCCGACCGGACGCCAGACCCAGGCCAAUACUUUAGGAUAAUUAACGAGCACAAAGUUAAUGCAAUCUUUACUGUUCCUACUGCUUUCCGGGUGAUACAUCGCGAGGACCCCGAUAUUGAGUUCGGGCGAAAAUAUUCGAUUAGGAGUUUACGGACGAUUUUCGUGGCUGGGGAGCACUGCGACUAUGAAACGAAAAUGUGGGCCGAAAAGACGUUCAAUGUGCCCGUUUUGAACCACUGGUGGCAGACGGAGACUGGGCAUGCCAUCACUGCCACAUGUCUGGGGUAUGGGCAUAAUCUGAGUCCGCCGAAGUACACGGCAGGGAUGCCUUUUCCGGGAUACGAUAUUAAGAUUUUGCGGUCGGACGGCAUGGAAGCGUCAAAUAACGAAUUGGGCCGAAUUGUGAUAAAGCUGCCGCUGCCGCCGGGGACCAUGUCCACGUUGUACCAAGCGCCCGAACGGUUUUGCCAAGUCUAUUUCAGCCGAUACCCAGGCUAUUAUGACACCAUGGACGCGGGGUACAAGGACGAGUACGGUUACAUUUAUGUGACGGCCCGUGACGACGAUGUGAUUAAUGUCGCUGGGCACAGAAUAUCCACUUCGGCGUUGGAGGACGUGGUUUUGGCCCACCCAGACAUUGCCGACGCGACGGUGGUCGGAGUUCCGGAGCAUACGAAAGGGGAGGUUCCGCUCUGUUUAUAUGUCAUAAAGAGAAAUGCCAAAAAGAGUGAAGUCGCAAUAAGUCGCGAUUUAUUAAGGAUGGUUAGGGAAUUGGUCGGACCAAUCGCAGCGUUUCGCAUGGCGGUGGCAGUGCGAGGUUUGCCGCGAACUCGCUCGGGUAAAACGUGCAGGAAAUCUAUAUCGGAUUUAGCCCGAAAUAAGGAAGUUAGGAUUUCGGGCACUGUAGAAGAUCCAACAGUUUACAAAGAUAUUAAGGCUGCUCUCCAAAAACUGGGGUUCGCACAUACUGCGCCGGAUCCCCAGUGAAAACUGUUUACAAUUUAAAUAAGUAUAGAACAUUUCCAUUAGUUUAUGUUACAUUCGAGUUUAUUAGUAUUUUGUAACUUAUUACCUACUUGUUUUAUUUAAAUUGUUGGUAGUUUCUUUUGCUCUUAAUCAGAUACAAAUUAAUGAUUGUGUUAUGUAGAUAGAUAAGGAACGAAAAUAGUAAGAGAAUUGUAUCAAUUUGACCGAGUGACGGAACGAAAGACAAAUGGCAAAAUCGCGAGUGUGAAUCAAAAUAUAUAUAGAGAGGUGAGGUUGUUAAAUAAAAUUCAGUGUUAAUUAUA
Molecule: messenger RNA, 2414 nt
Organism: Tribolium castaneum (red flour beetle)
Lineage: Eukaryota; Metazoa; Arthropoda; Insecta; Coleoptera; Tenebrionidae
Exons: 10
Coding region: 61-2112 (683 amino acids)
Cellular component (GO): mitochondrial matrix
Molecular function (GO): propionate-CoA ligase activity
Source: RefSeq, a predicted model, not a curated record